AUGUCCAUCUGCGUAUUGUGCAAUCGCACUUUCGGCAGCAAGGCAGCACUCAAAACACAUGAGAAGAAUUCACCAAAGCAUAUACCCUUCAACUGCAAGACAUGCAAUCGUUCUUUCGGUGAUCAAACCGCGCUUGGACAGCACCAAGACAACUCUCCAGCGCAUCAAAGACCCAGAACAGACUCUGUCAUCACUUCUAUCGCAUCUGUUCCAGUUACCAACUGUGUCUCUCCGGUGUUACCAGCGACAUCUAAUGUCCGCUCGACAAUACGCAACGCUCAACCCAGUCGCCAUACCACGACAAAGAACACCCCACGCGUAGAUCCGACCUUCGAUCUGCCUUUUGCUGUACUUGAGAAUCGAAUGCAAGCUCUAGCUAUACCGGAUCUCAAUACGAUUGUCGCACAACCAAAGAUCGGUCGAGCAAACAUUCCCACACGACAAAAGGAGACAAGGACUUUCUUCACGUUUCCUGAAUUGCACCAACGUAUCGCUGAAGCUGUCGCGCCCGCAAUAACUUCGACGUGGUUCAACAAAAACUUGAAAGGUCGUGCUGACGACGAACACGGAACAAAUGUUGUGGGAAAGUUUACCUGCGACAACAACGGAUGCAGAAAGAACGGAUGGAGCAGUGGAGUCGUAGCAACGCGAAUUAAAGGUUAUCCUGGUAGUGGAUACAACGCUAUUGUGUACAACCAGCGUUGCGGUUCUUGCGACCGACUAGGAAGCCUCAAGGUGGAUGAAGAAUCGUACGUGGAGCGGAUUGCGUACAGGCUCAAGAAAUGGGCGGGUGUGCCAGUUGAGCCGCCACCGUUUAGUGGACAGAGUCGUGGACCACAUGAUGAAGAACGCUGCGAGGGCUGCAGAGCGGGAGACUGCAUACGGGCAAACAGAUCGUCAUACAAAGACGUAUCUUCGUGAUAGCAACAUAUCGCGACAAGGCGAGGCGGAAUCUCACUGCAUCGGUACAAACAUGGAUUAAUAUACGCACCACCAAUAGACUGGUUAUCAAUGCCGCCCUAUCGCAUAAGGCUCGCCUCUGUACACUGGAAGGGUUCGACCUCGUUGAUCGCCUUUGCAUAUAUCUAGCCAGCAUUUUGAACUUCGAGUGCCAGUCAGACACUGAACUCAGCAACAUCGCUACUUACCCACACUCAAGCGGCGGCGCGAACGCAUCGAGCGCUUCUCACAUCAUGGCUCUAUCCAUUUUUUGGCCUUCUUGUAGGCAUAUCAGUCAUGUACAUAGAAGCCCGUCGAAUUUGGCGGGCAAAGCUACCCCCAGAACCCUUUGGCCUUCCACUGCUUGGAAACUCAGAUCAAGCGCUGGAAGGGGCUCCAUGGGUGACCUUCACCGAGUAGAUCAAAUAGCAUGGAAAUAUUGUGUCGGUCGA
Molecule: messenger RNA, 1391 nt
Organism: Parastagonospora nodorum SN15
Lineage: Eukaryota; Fungi; Ascomycota; Dothideomycetes; Pleosporales; Phaeosphaeriaceae
Exons: 1
Coding region: 1-921 (306 amino acids)
Source: RefSeq, a predicted model, not a curated record